Messenger RNA from Bombina bombina (fire-bellied toad), 16119 nucleotides. RefSeq names its product bridge-like lipid transfer protein family member 1 (gene BLTP1). Gene Ontology annotation, biological process: synaptic vesicle endocytosis. The coding region runs from base 239 to 15466 and encodes 5075 amino acids. The record is from RefSeq and is a predicted model, not a curated record. NCBI's taxonomy places the organism in Eukaryota, Metazoa, Chordata, Amphibia, Anura, Bombinatoridae. The transcript has 88 exons.
AAAGAUGGCUGCUUCUGUGUUGUUUAGGGGCCGGUGUAAAAGGUAACCCGGUAGGUAACACCGAGGAAUGAAGUGGCCGAUAAAGAGGAGGAGCAACCUAUGUCGAUGAUAAAUUGCAGGAUGUGGUUCAAAAUGGCCUUAGAUGCUCCUAUAGAAAGUGCAAGACGAUUGGUAACAUUGUGUCCCCUACUAAACUUAAAAAGAUUGAAUCCAACGGCACUGAAUUAAGCAGCCAGCCAUGGAACACAAGAAUAACGAAAGCUUUGUUCCCAGCAUCAAAGAAUUAGAGGGCUUUCUCACUGAACAUGAUUCUAAUGUUGUAUGGCUUCUAGUUGCUACCAUUUUAUCCUGUGGAUGGAUUAUUUAUCUAACUUAUUAUAAUUCCCGCAAUGUUGGACUCAUUUUAACCCUGGUGCUUAACCGUUUGUACAAACAUGGAUAUAUACAUAUUGGUUCCUUCUCCUUUUCUGUCCUUUCUGGAAAGAUUAUGUUACGAGAAAUUUAUUACAUCAGUGAAGACAUGUCCAUCAGGAUACAGGAUGGAUUUAUUAUUUUUCGUUGGUGGAAAAUGUAUAAUCCAAAGCAGAAACAGCAUGAUCCAAAAGCAGAAACAAGACUUUACAUCACUGUGAAUGACUUUGAAUUCCAUGUUUACAAUCGCUCUGAUCUCUACGGCCACCUUCAAGAAGUUUUUGGUUUGGAUCCAACAAUAUUUCCGCCCAGGAAAGAGGAUGAUAAGGUUCGGGAGAAUGGAAGAGAGAAAGCACAAUCAGAGCUUGAGAGUGUUAAGUUCAAAACAGAAUCUCAAGAUCCGUCCGCAUCAUGGAGAUCCCUCAUACCAGUUAUCAAAGUGAAUAUUAGCACAGGGCGCUUGGCCUUUGGAAACCAUUACCAGCCUCAAACCUUGUGCGUAAAUUUUGAUGAUGCAUUCCUUUCAUACACUACUAAACCUCCAUCAAGUCAUCUUGAUCAGUUCAUGCACAUCUUGAAGGGCAAGCUGGAGAAUGUCCGAGUAAUGCUAGUACCCACUCCAAGAUAUGUUGGACUCCAGACAGAUGAGCCUCCUAGGCUCAUGGGAGAAGGUUUUGUGGUCCUUCAGUCUAAUGAUGUUGACAUCUAUUACUACAUGGAUGAGCCAGGACUGGUGCCUGAAGAUUCAGGGGAAAAUGUUGAAGAUGAAUCGAGCACAGAAGAUGCAAAGUUGCAAGACCUUCCCCCAUGCUGGGGAUUAGACAUUGUUUGUGGAAAAGGAACAGAUUUUAACUAUGGGCCAUGGGCUGAUAGACAAAGGGACUGUUUGUGGAAAUUUUUCUUCCCUCCAGACUACCAGAUAAUGAAAGUUUCAGAACCAUCCCAGCCUGGAAAACUUAGGCAAAUACAAGCAUUUGAACUAAGGAUGAACAUCAUAGCAAACGCAACAAUAGAUCUGCUUUUUACCAAAAACAGUGAAACUAAUGCUGUGCAUGUGAAUGUAUGGGCAGGAUCCUAUUUAGAAGUGAAUAUUCCCAUGACUGUUUCUGAAAAUGGUUAUUCCCCAACUAUUAAAGGGCAGUUGUUACAUGUAGACACCACAACCAGCAUGCAGUACCGGACCCUUCUAGAAGCAGAAAUGUUAGCAUUUCAUAUAAAUGCCAGUUACCCAAGGGUGUGGAACAUGCCACAGACCUGGCAAUGCGAACUAGAGGUGUAUAAGGCAACCUAUCAUUUUAUUUUUGCCCAGAAAAACUUCUUCACAGAUCUGAUUAAAGAUUGGUCUAGUGACAGUCCUCCAGAUCUGUUCUCCUUUGUCCCGUAUACCUGGAACUUAAAAAUUAUGUUUCAUCAAUUUGAAAUGAUCUGGGCAGCAAAUCAACACAACUGGAUAGACUGUUCUACCAAACAACAAGAAAAUGUGUCUCUUGCUGCCUGUGGUGAAACAUUAAACAUUGAUUUUGCGCUUCCAUUUACGGAUUUUGUACCAAGCACAUGUAAUACUAGAUUUUCUUUGAGGGCAUGUGAUGUGGAUCUUCAUUUGUUUCUCCCUGACUGUCAUACAAGUAAAUAUUCACUCCUUACGUUAGUAAAAGAUUGUCAUACAAACAAAGUCAGUCCGGACUCGUGCAACUCAGCUGAGAAUCACAGUGGCCAAAAAACUUGCAAGCCAAAAUGGAGAAAUUUGACAAAAGCAGAGGCUGGCUGGGUGGAAUGCUGGACAGUCCCAUGCAUCUCUCUAAUCAUUGAUUAUACCUGGCAUCCAAUCUAUCCACAGAAAGAAGAUGAGCAGCUGAAGCAGUCAUUGUCUGAAAUGGAAGAAUCUAUGUUGUCCAUGUUGAGACCCUCUCAGAAACCAUCAGAAAAAGUUAUUUCCCCUACAACUUCCAACAGACAUCCAGUGGAUCCCUCAGAAUUGCCACCCGAUAAGCUACAUGUGGAGCUGGAACUCUCCCCUGAUUCACAAGUGAAUUUAUAUGGUCCUCUGUUAAACACAUUUCUAUCAAUUAAGGAAAAUUAUUUUGGAGAGGAUGACAUGUACACAGAUUUUGAGGAGGUUAUCUCCAGUCCUGUGAUGUCGAUGUCCACAUCCUCCAGCUCUGGCUGGACUACAGUUGGAGUGGACAGUAACAAAAAAGACCAGAACCAAACAGCAGAAACCAUACACCCACUUACAUUACGCCCUUGGGAUAUCACUGUACUGGUUAAUAUAUAUAAGAUUCAUGCCAAGCUUCCAGUGCACUGUGGCAGUGAUGGACCAGAAUGCCCAACUUCUUUUAUGGAGAGACUCUGUUUUGAAAUGAAAAAAACGUACAGAGAGACACUGUUGCAGCUUGUGUUGUCUCCAUUGUACAUAUUUGUACAUGACAACUACCAGCGUCCAGCAGCAGAUGGAAUGCUUAGAGAAGGUCACAUUAGCCUUUCCGGCUUACAGCUACGGGCCCAUGCUAUGUUUUCUGCUGAAGGUCUUCCACUAGGCACAGAUAUUCUUGAAUAUGCAUGGUUGAUAGAUGUGCAGGCUGGUUCUCUGACAGCAAUGGUUACCACACCUCAGCUGGCGUCUUUGUUGGACUGGGGACAGACCUUUGUACACCAUGUCGUCAGUAACGAGUUCCAGCUGGAAAGGCCAAAGUCUCUUAUAGUAUGUCAGCAUGGUAUUGAUCGGCGCUUUUGUAAUUCAAAGUUGAAAUGUUUUCCUGGACCAUGCCUGACAGCAGAUGAUUUAAAAUACAGGAUGACGCGCUUGGCAGCUGAUGGAGCAGACAUUUAUAUUGUGGAACAUGGCUGCGCUACAAAUCUUAAAAUGGGUGCUAUUCGACUUGCAAAUUGUAACCUCCAUAACCAAGCUGUUGGAGAGGGCAUUAGCGCAGCCAUUCAGGACGUACAGUUGAGACAGUACAUUGAGCAGGUGGACAAUGGCAGACUGGGUCUUCAGCCAGCAGUUCUAAGAAGGGCCUACUGGCUAGAAACUGGCUCUGUAAUUUUUGGUCUUAUCACUGCAGAUAUAGCCCUUGCAGCUGAUCAUUCUUUCAAGCAUGAGGUCCAGAGGCACUUUUUAGAAACUCAUGACAGUAGGACUAAAAGGCUUUGGUUUCUGUGGCCUGAUGACAAUGUGAAGAACCGGAGAAGCAGGAAUAAGUGUGGCUGUCUAGGAGGUUGUAGGUUUUUUGGUGGCACAGCUUCUGGACUUGACUUUUUCAAGCUAGAAGAGUUGACACCAUCAAGCAGCUCUGCAUUUUCCAAUACUAGUGCAGAUUCUGAUAUGUUUUAUGGACAAUCGUUGUUGCAGCCUAGUGAAUGGAUUAUAACAAAAGAAGUCCUAAAAGCUAGUGAAGGUAAGGUAAAUGUUAGUCGAAGAAAAGAUUGGGAUUUAAGGUCCGUAGGGAUAGAAAAUGAGAGAAAAGCACAGCACUUGAGUUUGCAAGUCCCAUUGCGCUCACACAGCUCAUCCUCAUCUGAAGAGAAUAGCAGUUGCAGUGCUGCACUUCCAUUACUGGCUGGAGAUAAAGACAGUCCUUCUUCUGUUAUUGAAGAAGGCCUUGGACAAAUAGAAUUUUCACCCAAAGCAAAAUCUGAGGAGUCACAGACAAGUGUUCCAGUUGAUCCCUCUGGAAGCAGUCCUGUUUCUCCAAAUUCUCAUGACAGAUCUGUAGUCCAUUCUCCACUUCGAUCUCCUUUAAAGCGUCAAGCAUCUGUAUGUUCUACCCGUCUGGGCAGCACAAAAAGUCUUUCUGCUGCUUUCUAUGUAGAGAAACAGCCUGGUCCUGUAGGGGUUCAGUUCAGUAGUGAUGUCUCUCGCAGCGAUGAGAAUGUGCUUGAUUCCCCAAAACAAAGAAGGAGCUUUGGCUCUUUUCCUUACACUCCAUCUGCAGAUUCAAAUUCAUUUCACCAAUACAGAUCAAUGGAUUCUAGCAUGUCUAUGGCAGACAGUGAAGCUUAUUUCUCUGCAGCAGAGGAGUUUGAACCUAUCAGCAGUGAUGAAGGACCAGGAACAUAUCCUGGAAGAAAAAAGAGAAAAAAACAAACUCAGCAAAUUGAUUACAGUAGGGGCUCCAUUUACCAUAGUGUGGAAGGUCCUUUGAGUGCUAAUGCUCACCUGGACAUUCGACAGGACUCAAGGACCCUGCCAAUACGGCCUCAUGCUUCCCAAGCUUCAUUUGUUUCUGCUUUAGGAGGGGAAGAUGAGCCUUUGGAACAUGUGUAUGCAAUGGAAGCAGAGAAACCUUCAGAUAAUGAACAAACCACUCAACAGCCAAUACUGUCCUGUUAUCAGAAUUACCUUACUCAAUUCCAAGUCUUCAAUUGGUCAGUAAAACAUCCAACAAACAAAAGGACUUCAAAAUCUUCUUUGCACCGUCCAUUGGACCUCGACACUCCAACAAGUGAAGAAAUCACAACAUCAUAUGAUCAGCUUUGUGUUCCAACGUUCAAGGUUGUGAAACAAGGUCUCUCAGCAAAUGCUUUAUUAGACCGGGGAAUGCAGCUCAUGGGCUCGACUUCCAGCACUCCUUAUACUCCACUGGAGAAGAAAUCAAUGGAAAAUACAGAUGAUGAGACACUAACUGAGGAAUGGACUUUAGAUCAACCUAUUUCUCACACACGAACAACAGCAAUAAUAGAAGUGAAAGGAACAGUGGAUGUUGUUCUUAGUCCUCUAGUCGCAGAGGCUUUGGACAGGUACAUACAGGCAAUGAUACAUUUUACCAGCACGCGUCACCCCGCAGCAAUUGUUGAUGAUUUGCAUGCUAAGGUGUUAUCUGAAGCCGUACAGAACAGUAAAACCACGUUCUCUGAAAAUCUAUCAGCAAAACCAGAUACGAAGAUAAGCAAACCUGAAAAUCCUGUAACAAAAAACACAAAUCAAGGACAUACAGAGAUCAAACCUUCAAUCAAGCAGGAUAAUGUAAAAAUCAAAGGGUUGCAAGCCAAUGUUACCAUACCUAAGGUAAAUCUAUGCUUGUUGCAAGCUUCAGUUGAGGAAACCUCUAAUACAACAACAAAUAAAAAUGCAACACAUGUAUCUUUAAUUGCACUUUGUUUUGAUCGAAUUGCCACACAAGUACGAAUGAAUAGGGGGAUUGUGGAAGAAAACCCAAACAGUACAGAUACUGGGCGACCUCCAGUUAACCUUGAGAAGUAUGCCAAUGCCACCAAGAUGCAACCACAGUCGUCUGGAUCUUUAAGGUCAAAUGCAGGAGCAGAGAAAGGGAAGGAAAUAGCAGCCAAGCUGAAUGUGCACCGUGUACACGGUCAGCUCAGAGGUCUUGAUACAUCAGAUACAGGAACAUGUGCAAUCACCACUAUUCCCUUUGAGAAAUCAAAGGUUCUUUUUACACUGGAAGAACUAGAUGAUUUCACCUUUGUGGAUGAAACAGAACAGCCCCCAACUACUGAUGUAACUAAAAUUGGUCCAAGCCUUGAAAAAUGGGGUUGGAUAAUGUUUGAAUGUGGAAUUGAAAACCUGACCAUAAAAGGAGGGCGGCAGUCUGGGGCUAUCUUGUAUAAUUCUUUUGGCAUUAUGGACAAAUCAAAUACAACUGAACGUAGUGGAUUGUUUAAAUCAAAUGACUCUUCCGAUUCCCCAACUGGCAGUGGUUACAGUACAGAUGUGUCUGAUGAUAACAUCCCAUGUGAUGGCGUUAGUCCUUCUUCAGACAUUAAUGGACACUCCAUAUCUGACGAACAGGAUGAAGGUGUUGAAUCUGAUGACUUGAGGAAAGAUCUUCCUUUAAUGCCACCACCUCCUGAUUCAAGCAGCAUGAAGCUUAUCAUUAAGGAGAUUUGGUUCAGUUUUGCAGCUCCCACCAAUGUACGGUCACCAACUGCUAUAUAUUCUAAGCAGUUAAACCUUCUUAGUACUGCAACCCCAGCAGUUGGUGCAUGGUUGGUCCCUAUUGACCAGUUAAAGUCAUCUCUAAACAAGCUGGAAACUGAAGGGACAUUAAGAAUUUGUGCUGUUAUGGGGUGUAUUAUGACCGAAGCAUUAGAGAAUAAAAGCCUCCACUUUCCACUUAGAAGCAAAUACAACAGACUUACCAAGCAAGCUUGCUUUCUCCAAGAAAACCCAUCAUGUCUUCUUUGUAACUUGCUUCAUCACUACUUGCACCAAGCAAAUUAUUCAGUCAUUGAAGACGCUACUCUGAGUGAUGGCCUUCCUGCUUUGGUCACUUUGAAGAAAGGGCUUGUUGCCCUAGCCAGGCAGUGGAUGAAGUUCAUUGUUGUUACACCUGCCUUCAAAGGUGUUCGCCUACUCAGGCCAACACAGCCGUUAAAACCACAAAACUCAUUUAAACGAGAGGCUGAGGAUCUAAAUAAAUUAGAGACUGGUGCCCUGCAGAGUGACACCAGCGCAGAUGGAGCAGAAUUUGAGUUUGAUGCAGCAACCAUAAGUGAACAUACCAUGCUGUUAGAAGGGGCAAAUAACAAACCACCCCCAACUGGUGUUACUUCUGGACCUGUAAGUGGAGCUGAAAUCAUGAGGAAGUUGUCCAAGUCUCAUGCACACGACUCUGCCCUGAAAAUAAAAGGGAUACAUCCAUAUCAGUCCUUGAGUUACACUAGCGGUGACACAGCCAAUGAUUCUCCUGCACAUGUGAGUCGCUCUGGAUUGCCUGUGAAAGAAAGUCCAAGGAAAGAAAGUCUCUUGAGUUACCUUACAGGGAGUUUCCCAAGUUUACACAAUCUGCUAGAAGGGACACCACAAAGAAAUGCAGCAGCUGCUAAAAGUGGUUCCCUUACUAGAACAGGGAAUCCUGUGGCCACAGAAAUGUUAUCAGAACAUCCUUUGUUGUCUGAACCAUCCUCUGUGAGCUUCUAUAACUGGAUGUCAAAUGCAGUGGGUAAUAGAGGCAGUGUGGUACAGGAGUCACCAAUGAUCAAGUCUGGACACAACAGCCUUCCAACAGGGACCACACACAAUUUGCCUACAAUUCCAUCUGCUUCUGACUUCAAUACUGUGCUUUCCAGUGAACAAAAUACUCUUGAUGGAACCCAUUCUCAGCACAGUACUAGCCAAGAUGAUAUAGCAGCUAUUGAAGAAGGUAACCAGGGCUUUCCUGCAGUUCAGCUUGCAGAUGCCCAGGUUGUAUUUAAACCUCUCCUGAGCCACACAGGAAUUCAGUCUCAAGAUGUUGUCCCCCUCAGCUACAGAAUGUAUUUUGGGGAACACUUGUCCUUUUCUGGUACUUUGGACUGUUUAAGAGCUGACAUUGUUGAUUCAGAUACAUCAAAAGAAAGAAGAAGCAAAAGAGCCCGAAGGCAAGGAGCAAUGCACAUACCUCCACUUGAGUUUAAACCAGCUCUAAUGCUAGAAACAUUUAGCAUAAAUGCGGUGGUGAUGGAGAAAUCCAUGUGUACACCACAAAACUCCACUAGUGCACUGUCCUUUCAUGAUCUUAACAAGCGAUACUACAACACUUUUCACUGCAACUUCACCAUCUCUUGUCAAUCAAUAAGUCAGCAUGUAGACAUGGCACUGGUCCGUCUAAUUCAUCAGUUCAGUACGAUGAUAGAUGACAUCAAGGCAACACAAACAGAUAUUAAGCUUAGUAGAUAUACAGCUGGUUCUGCUUCUCCCACACCUACUUUCAAAACACGGAAGCACAGAGAUUUCCGUUCCUCUGACUUUAGCCGCAGCUCUCGGGGUAGUUUAAACAGAGUAAAUAAUAUGAAGAACAAGAGAGCAAACAGUGAAAACAACAAGAAAGAGUCUCGGAACAAGAACUCCCUGGGGCGAUCAGAAAGAAGGACCUCAAAGGUGUCUCGAAAGGGUUCCAAAGAUGCAGUAGAUCACAUGACCAUUCAUAUGGAUGACUCUGACUCCAUAACAGUAUCAGAACAAAGUGAGCCUUCUGCAGAAUGCUGGCAAAACAUGUACAAAUUGUUGAACUUCUACUCGCUUAUCUCAGACCCAACAGGAUUUUUGGAGAAAUCUGCAGAGCCAUUUUGUCCAGCAGGUCGAAGUCCCUCAGAGCCAAUGUGCAAGGUGGUAUUUGAGAAUGAGCAAGAUAGCAACAGCUUCAGUAGAAAUCAGAGGAAACGCAGCCUUAUUGCUGCUGAGCCUCAACAUGUUACUCUGAUAGUGUUUGGAAUAGGCAUGGUUAAUCGGACACAUCUAGAGGCUGAUAUUGGAGGGCUAACUAUGGAGUCUGAGCUUAAGAGAAUUCAUGGAAGCUUUACCUUAAAAGAAAAAAUGAAAGAUGUUUUACACCAGAAAAUGACAGAAACUUGUGCUACAGCCCAUAUUGGCGGUGUAAAUAUUGUUCUUUUGGAGGGUAUUACUCCAAAUAUUCAAUUGGAGGAUUUCCCUACCUCUCCAACAAGCACAGCCAAACAAGAGUUUCUAACUGUGGUAAAAUGCAGCAUUGCCAAAUCCCAGGCGCUUUAUAGCGCCCAAAGAGGCCUGCGUACAAGUAAUGCUGCUGUUUUCAAAGUGGGAGCAAUCAGCAUCAAUAUUCCACAGCACCCAGCAACUCUGCACAGCAUGAUGGUGCGCAGCUCUCACCAGCUCUCCAAGCAGAUCUCCGAUCUCAUCAGACAGCCAUCUACCAUAGUACCACCACCUAGAGAGGACAUUGCAACUCCACUGCUUUCUGAGAAGACACCAACAAGUGUAAACCAAACCCCGGUAGAAACCAAUGAGUUUCCCCAGCUUCCAGAAGGUCUAGAGAAAAAGCCCAUUGUUUUGAAAUUCAGUGCUGUUUUGGAUGGCAUUGCUAUUGGAGCAGCACUUUUGCCAUCACUAAAAGCAGAGUACAAGAUGGGGAGAAUGAGAAGCCAUGGAAUGACUGGUGCCCAAACUAGAUUUACUUUUGAGCUGCCAAACCACAGGUUACGUUUUACUUCAAAAGUUUCUGCAACCGAUAUGUCAACUAUUCCUCCAUCUGCAAGUCUUAACCUUCCUCCAGUCACCAUGUCAGGCAAAUAUAUCAUGGAAGAGCAUGACAACUAUUCAGACCAGGUGUGGAGCAUGGAUGACCUGCCUGCCAAACAUAGUUACUAUCUCCAAGGAAAUUAUCUACGUUGUGUGGCUGAGGUUGGAUCGUUUGAACAUAAUCUCACUACUGACCUUCUGAACCAUUUGGUAUUUGUGCAAAAAGUCUUCAUGAAAGAGGUCAAUGAAGUUAUUCAAAAGGUUUCAGGAGGAGAGCAGCCCAUUCCUAUUUGGAAUGAACAUGAUGGUACAACAGAUGGAGAUAAACCAAAAAUUCUCCUCUACUCAUUAAACUUGCGAUUUAAGGGUAUCCAGGUGACUGCUACCACCCCAUCCAUGAGAGCAGUCAGAUUUGAAACUGGGCUAAUUGAACUGGAGUUGUCCAACAGAAUUCAAACUAAAGCUCUGCCAGGAAGCAGCAGCUACCUUAAACUCUUUGGAAAAUGUCAAGUUGACUUGAAUUUGGCACUGGGACAAAUUGUAAAGCAUCAGGUUUAUGAAGAGGCGGGAUCUGAUUUCCAUCAGGUUGCUUACUUUAAAACCCGAAUUGGUUUGCGUAAUGCACUCCAAGAGGAAAUCAGCGGCUCCACAGGCAGAGAAGCUGUGCUUAUUACUCUGAGCAGGCCCAUUGUCUAUGCACAGCCUGUAGCAUUUGACAGAGCUGUGUUAUUUUGGCUAAACUACAAGGCAGCAUAUGACAACUGGAACGAACAGAGAAUGGCAUUAAACAAAGAUAUUCAUAUGGCCACUAAGGAAGUGGUGGAUAUGCUCCCGGGAAUCCAACAGACCUCUGCUCAGGCUCUUGGAACACUUUUCCUCCAGCUUACCGUAAAUGAUCUGGGAAUUUGUUUGCCAAUUACCAGUGCACCACAGACAAAUCACACUGAUUUUGAUCCCGGAUCUGCUUUGGUGUUGACCAUUGAGAGCACCUUAAUCACUGCCUGCUCCUCUGAGUCUCUUGUAAGCAAGGGCCACUUUAAAAAUUUUUGUAUCCGUUUUGCUGAUGGAUUCGAGACAACUUGGGAUGAUUGGAAGCCAGAAGUGAGGACAGACCUGGUCAUGAAUGCAUGUGUGGUUCCAGAUGGAACAUAUGAAGUUUGCUCUAGAACAACAGGACAGGCUUCAGUGGAAAGCAGCAGUGCAGGAACAUGGACCCUUAAUGUGCUAUGGAAAAUGUGUGGCAUUGAUGUGCACAUGGACCCUAACAUUGGGAAACGACUUAAUGCCCUGGGAAAUACUCUGACUACAUUGACUGGAGAAGAAGACACAGAUGAUAUUGCUGACCUGAAUUCCGUAAACAUGGCAGACCUUUCAGAUGAGGAUGAAGUUGACAGUAUGCCUCCCUCAGUCCAUGCAAAUUCAGAAGGAAGUUCUGUUAUUGAAGAAGGCUUCAAGCUUACCUUUGGUCAGCGACUUGUAAAUCACCUGCUUGGCCUGAACCCUAAACGCCAUCGUUACUCAUUCCCUGCAGAGUAUCUCUCUGGUUCAGAGACGUGUGAUUCUCCUGCUUCUGUCAGUUCUCACAGGACUGCAAGCAGGUCUCGCUCAUGGGCAAAUGAGACCAUUGAUUAUAGACGUCCAGGGCAGCUUGGCAGUCAGAGUGUGGAUCCUAGAGGAAGGAAAUUCGUAAAGCGUUUGGUUGACAUAAGGGAGCUCAAUGAACAAGCAAAAGUGAUUGAUGAUCUAAAGAAACUUGGGGCAAGUGAAGGAACUAUAAAUCAAGAAAUUCAGCGAUAUCAGCAUUUAGAGUCUGUAGCUGUCAACGACAUUCGUAGAGAUGUUCGGAAAAAGUUGCGCAGAUCCAGCAUGAGAGCAGCAUCUUUAAAGGAUAAAUGGGGUCUGGGAUACAAACCAAGCUAUAAUCGUUCUAAAAGUAUUACUGCUUCAGGAAGGCCGCCACUGAAAAGAACAGAGAGAACCAGCUUAAGGCUAGAUGGGGAAGAACUUCCUGAAAUACGGGUAGAAGCAGCGUCCCCAGCAGGACCCAGGGUGACCUUCAACAUCCAGGACAGUUUGAAUAACACAAUUUUAGGAUUUAAUCGUCAGUCUGCCAGUUUUGUGGAGGAAGGGUAUUUUCAGUUUCCGGAGGAAGCAGAAGCUGAUCUUUUGUCAGUUACCAUUGAUGGUCCAUCCCAUUUCUCAUCCAUUAGUGAUGGUUCACACUCUGUGUUCAGUUCCCCUAAUACACCACUAGUCUUUUCACCAAGCAUUCCCUUCCAGACCGAAGAUGGCAAGCGAGACGACAGCUCCUCUUCAUCCUCUGAAGACUCUGACAAGGAGGAAGAUCAUGACCGGGAGAAGCAGUAUAUUUACAGGAAACCCCAGCAGAGUACCCGGAAGAAAUCAUCUGGUUUUGCUGCUGUCCAUCAGCUAUUCACAGAUCGUUGGCCCACUACACCUUCAAAUAGGAAUGUGGCUAAUGCAGCAACAGAGAGAAACAUUGACUUUGAACUUGAUAUAAGGGUUGAGAUUGAUAGUGGGAAAUGUGUCUUAUACCCGACAACUCUUCAGCAGGAACAUGAUGACGUAAGCUUAAGAAGAAGCUAUGACAGAAGCUCUAGAAGUCUAGAUCAAGACUCUCCCUCAAAAAAGAAGAAAUUUCAAACCAACUAUGCAUCUACAUCACACUUACUUGCUGGAAAGAAGGUGCCAUCAUCGCUGCAGACCAAGCCAAGUGACUUAGAAACUACAGUGUUUUAUAUUCCUGGGGUAGAUGUGAAGUUACAUUACAACUCCAAAACUUUAAAGACUGAAUCGCCAAACACCUCAAGAGGAUCUUCACUACCAAGAACCCUUUCAAAAGAAUCAAAGUUGUAUGGUAUGAAAGAUACUGCCACACCUCCUUUACUUAGCACUGUCCACAGCAAGACUAAUACCUUGUUACCUCCCCAACCCCCACCUAUCCCCUCAGCCAAAGGAAAGGGAAGUGGUGGAGUCAAGACAGCUAAACUUUACGCAUGGGUAGCAUUACAGUCAUUGCCAGAAGAAAUGGUGAUCAGUCCAAACCUCUUGGACUUUCUAGAAAAGGCUUUAGAGACAAUACCUAUCACGCCAAUUGAAAGGAACUACACAGCUGUGAGCUCUCAGGAUGACGAUAUUGGUCAGUUUGACUUGCAAGAUACAAUGGAAGAGUCAACAACUUCAUUAGUGUCUUCCUCAACAUCUGCCUAUUCAUCCUUCCCUGUUGAUGUAGUUGUGUAUGUAAGAGUUCAGCCUUCCCAGAUCAAAUUUAGCUGCCUGCCAGUUUCAAGAGUUGAGUGCAUGCUGAAGUUGCCAUCUUUGGACCUGGUAUUCUCUUCAAACAGAAGUGAACUAGAGACCCUUGGUACUCACUCAGAUAUUAGUGUUAGUAACCUAUCAAUGCAAAGUGGAUCGAAGGCAAAUAUCAACAAAUCAGGGAUUGCAGGGUCAUCUACUGGGUUUGGUAGCCCUCUUGGAAGAACAAGACACAGCAGCAGCCAAUCCGAUUUGACCAGUGCUAGCAGUAGCUCAUCAGGCCUGAGUUUCACAGCAUGCAUGUCUGAUUUCUCUCUCUAUGUAUUUCAUCCAUAUGGAGCAGGCAAACAGAAAUCUACUCCAGGCUCCAGUGGCUUAGGUCAAGUAGAUGAAGAGCCUACAUCAGUGACAGGUAGAAAAGAUUCUCUUAGUAUUAACCUGGAAUUUGUGAAGGUCAGUUUGUCCCGAAUGAGACGUUCUGGAGGAGCUUCGUUCUUUGAAAGUGUUUCAGCUAAUAAAACAGCAAACAAAAUGGAUACUACAUUGAUCAAUAUUUCAGCUGUUUGCGACAUAGGUUCUGCAUCUUUCAAAUAUGACAUGCGUCGGCUUAGUGAGAUUUUGGCAUUCCCAAGGGCCUGGUAUAGGCGAAGUAUAGCUAGACGUCUGUUUCUUGGUGAUCAAACCAUCAACUUACCAGCUUCAGGUCCUGUAACUCCUGAAUCCAUCGAAAGCAUGAACCAGCAUCUUUCACCUGAAUCCUCUCGCAAGGCGUAUUGUAGAACAUGGGAGCAACCCAGUCAGUCAGCCUCAUUCAGUCAUGUGGCACAGUCACCUAAUGUGUUCAGUGAGCACACUCCCAACAACAGCAUGUCUCCUGGUGCUGCAUCUCAUUCUUUGAAAUCGCCAGCUGCGACAAGGUCAAGGAGUGUGUCUGACUCUUCUGUGCCACGCAGAGAUUCUGUAACAAAAACAUCAACGCCAUCAUUCAGCAAAGCAAGCAAACUGUCAAGCCAGCAGGGGUCUCCAUGGGAAACAUUGGUGGUGUUUGCAAUUAAUCUGAAACAGCUGAAUGUGCAAAUGAACAUGAGCAACGUUAUGGGAAAUACCACGUGGACUACCAGUGGUUUAAAAAGCCAAGGUCGUCUGUCAGUGGGAAGUAACAGAGACAGAGAGAUCAACAUGUCUGUGGGGCUUGGCAGAUCUCAACUUGACUCCAGAGGGGGAGUUGUUGGGGGUACCAUAGAUGUUAACACUUUGGAAAUGGUUGUUCAUAUUUCAGAGCAUCCAAAUCAGCAACCCAGCCAUAAAAUUCAGAUUACUAUGGGCUCCACUGAAACUCGAGUUGACUAUAUGGGAUCAAGCAUUCUCAUGGGCAUAUUUAGCAAUGCGGACCUGAAGUUACAAGAUGAAUGGAAUGUUAAUCUGUAUACUCCACUGGAUACAAGUAUCUCUGACAAAAGUGUGAUUUUUAUCCAUGGAGACCUGAAGUGGGACAUUUUUCAGGUUAUGAUCUCCCGUUCAUCCACACCAGAUCUGAUCAAAAUUGGAAUGAAGCUGCAAGAGUUUUUCACCCAACAGUUUGACACAAGCAAACGGGCUCUUUCCACUUGGGGACCUGUUCCAUACAUCCCACCAAAGACAUUAGCCACAAAUUUGGAGAAGAGUUCUCGGGAGCAAAUAGUGUUGGAUGCAGCUCACCAUCGUCACUGGCCUGGAGUGCUUAAGAUCAUUUCUGGUUGCCACAUAUCCUUGUUUCAGAUUCCUUUGCCAGAGGAUACGGUUCAGUUAGGUGGCUCUAUGAGCCUGCAUGGAAACCAUAUGACUUUGGCUUGCUUUCAUGGACCUAAUUUCCGUUCUAAAUCUUGGGCGCUCUUCCAUUUGGAAGAACCAAAUAUUGCAUUUUGGACAGAAGCACAAAAAAUAAUGGAAGGAUCAAAUGAUCAUUCUACUUAUAUUGUGCAAACCCUUGAUUUUCACUUGGGCCACAAUACAAUGGUCACCAAACCCUGUGGAGCUUUGGAGAGCCCAAUGGCUACAAUUACAAAAAUAACACGGCGGCGUCAUGAAAACCCACCACAUGGAGUAGCGAGUGUAAAGGAGUGGUUCAAUUAUGUCACGGCUAUGAGAAAUGAAGAAUUAAACUUGCUUCGAAAUGUUGAUGCAAAUAAUACAGAAAGCAACCCUGCAGUGAAAAACUCCAGUUUAUUGAGUGGCUUUCGAGGAGGAUCCAGUUAUAACCAUGAAACUGAAACCAUUUUUGCUCUGCCAAGGAUGCAGUUGGACUUUAAAUCUAUACAUGUACAGGAGCCUCAUGAGCCCACCUUGCAAGAUCCUGAUAGUAAACCGAAGGUGGAGUGUAGUGUUGUAACAGAGUUUACUGACCAUAUUUGUGUGACGAUGGAUGCUGAACUGAUAAUGUUUUUACAUGAUUUGGUAUCUGCCUAUUUAAAGGAGAAAGAGAAAGCUAUCUUUCCAACUCGUGUAUUAAUCACUCGCUCUGGACAGAAGAGUCCAGUAAUACAAACAAAUGAAAGCACAUCAGAGAAGGAAAGUGAAGAAAACACUACUUACACCUCUGUGGACUGGAGGGAGUUCAUGUGUAACACAUGGCAUCUGGAGCCAACACUCAGGCUAAUUUCUUGGACAGGAAGAAAAAUUGACCCAGUGGGCGUGGAUUACAUACUUCAAAAGUUAGGGUUCCACCAUGCCAGAACCACUAUACCCAAGUGGCUUCAGCGUGGAGUAAUGGAUCCACUUGACAAGGUUUUGUCUGUCCUCAUCAAAAAGCUGGGUUCUACAUUGCAGGAUGAGAAAGAGAGGAGAGGCAAGGACAAAGAGGAGCACUGAACAACAGCAAAAGGCGAACAAAUGUAUAAGCUAAAGAUCAAUAUAAUAAGAGUUACAGGGGUUUUAAUGUACAAAACCAAUUUAUUUUAACAAAUAAUAUUGAAAGUGACAAAUCUAACUUUUUUGUUUUUAACUGCUGGGUAACUCUUUCAUCCCUGAGAUUUUUUAUUUCCUGUGAUUUCCCCUUUGGCCUUUUGUAAAUAAAAAAAAAAACCUACAAAAAAUCUUGCAAUGUGACAUGCUGUCUGCAGUCAGUCACUGCAUGAGCCUAGUAUACCUCAGGUGAGGAAGCAUUAGGCUAUAAUUUGGUUCUGCACUUUAUACAUUUCAAAAGUACUCAGGGAUGAGAGGGGUUAUUAUGAAUUCCGUUGAAUGUAACUGUUUACUUUGGUGCAUGCUGCCAUUCGUUACUGAAGAAAGCAUUGCAUGAUUAUGUAUAUUUUGGUCUAAAAAUAGUUUAAACACUGUAAAAUUGUUGCAACUAGAGUUUUUAUUACCUUUUAUUAUGUGCAAUAUGGUUGUUGUUUUUCUGUGAUAACUGCAGAAUAUUAACUGUGAAUUUUCUCGACUUUUCUUGGCCAUAACAAUUAAAUAUUUUGUGAACUGACAUAAAUGUUUGUUAAUUGGAAUAAAACUGUGUUAUGACUGGUCAA